AUGCACGGGAGGGAACAGUUAACUAGCCGUUGCCGCUACAAUUCAAACUCUCAAGUCUCUACCCCAGCCUUAACUGAGAGCAGAAUCUACCCACUUUCCUUCCUCCUUGGGUGCUUGGAAUCCUGCGGAGAAAUGGACCAACCCGAUGAGACUGUCAUGGAUGAGCCAUCUUUGUACCCUUCCUCUCCUCGGCCAACGCCGGCUGGUGGCCGGAGACGGAAAGUGGUGGCAAAAAGCUUGCAAAAGACACUCUCAAAGACCUCCAUGCUCGUUAACUUCCUCCCAACCGGCACCCUCCUCACCUUCGAGAUGCUCCUCCCAUCUAUCUCCGGUGAUGGGUCAUGCUCCCCGGUGAGCACAACAAUGAUCCACGUCCUCCUCGGCCUCUGCACACUCUCUUGCUUCUUCUUUCACUUCACUGAUAGCUUCCAUGGCCCUGAUGGCAAGGUCUGCUAUGGAAUUGUGACUCCAAGGGGCCUUGCAGUCUUCAAGUCAGGCCUCGGAGUUGAGGUACCAAAGGAUGACCGGUAUCGAAUGGGCUUCGUCGAUCUAGUGCAUGCAGUCAUGGCGGUGAUGGUUUUCUCGGCGAUCGCACUGUCCGACCACCGGGUCACCAACUGCCUCUUCCCAGGGAGAGCAAAAGAGAUGGAUGAGGUGAUGCAGAGCUUCCCGUUAAUGGUGGGUGUGGUGUGCAGUGGUCUGUUUCUUGUGUUCCCCACCACUCGAUAUGGAAUAGGGUGCACACCAUCAUGAUUCAUGAGAUUAUUGAUGCCGAGGAGAUUGGUG
Molecule: messenger RNA, 786 nt
Organism: Elaeis guineensis (African oil palm)
Lineage: Eukaryota; Viridiplantae; Streptophyta; Magnoliopsida; Arecales; Arecaceae
Source: RefSeq, a predicted model, not a curated record